CAAAAUAAACAAUUUGGCCAAACCCGAUGUUUGACUGUUAACUUGGACGGUUAAUCAACGCGCCAAGUCACUCUGGUCAAAUUGUUUAAUAUUACAAGAGUAUAUUUAUACAAAAAUUUAAUAGAUAAGUACGUGCGUUAAUUUGCUUGUAAAUGGCAGAAAAUGCUAUCAAACAUUUUGCAAAAUUGAAGCCCGUAUCUUUCAAAAGAACAAUCUAACAUUUGGCAAACGACGGACAGAUGCACGUGGCUUCACCUGGUUCGCUGGCUUAGGACCCAAGAAAGAAAAGGAAAAAACAAAUUAACACUUCCCAAUCACAUUCGCCGGAUUUUCAAUUCCCUGAAAACCGAACAGUUCCCUUGCAUCGCCAUAGCUUUCGCGCCCCCCAUGAGUUCGUUCAAGCACGCAAGCAGGCUCCUCGACGGCGUCUCUCUCGUGGCCAAGGAGAUCGCCAAGCGUUCCCCUGCUCUGGAAGCCGCCUCUAAGGGAAAUUACCAAACCCUAAUCGUCUCCACCGCCAGAAAGGCCUUGCUCGCCGCCACUGACUUGUCCGGCCUCACUAGGGGGAAAGUUCGCCAGGUCUCCACUCCUCGCCCCAAGGAAUCGGUCGUUUAUUUCGACCAAUCUAAUCUUACGGCCGAUUCGGUCCCCAUCCAGGCGCAGCCGCUGAGCGACGACGAUCCUGCCGCGGCGGUUGUUGCUGCCGAGAAGAUUGUCGUGGACGAUGGAAUCGCGAGGGACGGAGUCAAUGUAGAGGUGGGAAACGGGUUGCCGAGGGAAAUUGAGGCUGGGGAUCAGGAGAAGGGUAAUUUCGUAGAUGAAGUGGUCGCUGCGCCGGCGGUUCCAGCUCCGGCGCCUGCAAGCGACGGUGCGACAAUGACGGAGCAGAAGAAGAGGAAGCUGAGGGAGAGAAGAGUUCCCUCAACUCCAUUUUCCAGGGCGCUCGGGUUUGCCGGUCUAGGAGCUGGUCUUGUAUGGGGAACAGUUGAAGAAGCUACCAAGAGACUUGUGUACGGCACCCCACAGACAGCAGAAGGAAAGCAGUCUGCCCUCUCCCCGUUUCUGUCUGAAAAGAAUGCAGAACGUCUGGCAUUGGCACUUUGUAGGAUGCGUGGUGCUGCGCUCAAAGUUGGGCAGAUGUUGAGUAUACAGGAUGAAUCGCUUGUUCCUGCUCCGAUCUUGGCUGCUUUAGAUAUCGUUCGCCAGGGAGCAGAUGUGAUGCCCAGGAAGCAGCUCAAUCAGGUUCUGGAUGCUGAACUGGGGUCUGAUUGGUCUGCCAAGUUGACCAGUUUUGAUUAUGAACCUCUUGCUGCUGCAAGUAUAGGACAGGUGCACCAAGCAGUUACGAAAGAUGGGAUAAAAGUUGCAAUGAAAAUUCAAUACCCUGGUGUUGCAAACAGCAUUGAGAGUGACAUUGAGAAUGUGAAACUUCUUUUGGAUUAUACAAACCUGAUUCCAGAAGGACUGUAUCUUGACAGAGCAAUGAAGGUGGCAAAAGAGGAAUUAUCCCGGGAGUGUGACUACAUAUUGGAGGCAGCUAACCAGAAACGCUUUCGUGAUCUCAUCGCUAACAGGAAGGGUUUCUAUGUCCCUAGUGUUGUGGAUGAACUUUCAAGCAAAAGAGUCCUUGCUACAGAGCUGGUUUCUGGAGUUUCCAUUGACAAGGUUAUAUCACUAGACCAGGAAACUCGAAAUUACGUAGGCAGAAAGUUGCUGGAGCUGACAUUAUUAGAGUUGUUUGUCUUCCGCUUUAUGCAGACGGAUCCUAACUGGGGGAAUUUCUUAUACGAAAAUGGCACAAAGACCCUCAAUCUCAUAGACUUCGGGGCAGCGAGGGAAUAUCCAAAAACCUUUGUCGACGACUAUCUGAGAAUGGUGCUAGCGUGUGCAAAUCGUGACAAAGAUGCGGUGAUCGAGAUGUCAACAAGACUCGGGUUCCUCGUAGGAGGAGAAUCCGAUGAAAUGCUGCAAGCACACGUCGAAGCAGCAUUCGUGGUGGGAUUGCCCUUUGCUAAACCAGGUGGAUACGAUUUCCAGGCCAACAACAUUACUCAUAACCUGACAGGUCUUGGUGCCAAAAUGCUGAAGCACAGGCUGACACCUCCGCCGGAUGAGGCGUACAGUCUUCACAGGAAGCUCUCCGGCGCAUUCCUGGCCAACAUCAAGCUCGGCACAGUCGUGCCGUGCAGGGAAAUGUUGCUCGACAUCUAUGACCGUCAUCAGUUUGGCGAAGAGGCUAGCAGAUGAUGAAAUGUCUCAGCAGCUACAGAGAAAGAACAAUCUUAUUAAUAGAUAUAGAGCUUGAUUUGUUUGAAUGUACUUGGUAAUUUGUCGUCCAUAUUGAGUUUUUGGCUGAGUAGCAAAAUAAGAAAAAUUGUAUUUUGAUGCAUAUUGUAUACUACCUAUCGUUUUUUGCAGUAGUGAGACAGACAGUGGAAACUGGCCAAAUUAGUGCCGGAAAAUGCAGCCAGCUGCAGGCUUCUUUAAAUGUAAAUACAGAGGAGAUUAAUUUCAAGAGAUUAUUCAUUAUGCCUCGUUCUCAUCCCUAUUCACUUAUCUUUUUAUGGUAAUAGAACUUUCUCCCAGAAAAACUAUGUUCACUGAAACUUUAAAUAGAAUUAAGCAAAAACUUAAUUAAUGUAUUUGUAACUUUGUAGAUCAAGUAGAUCACAUUGUACUCGUUCUUUUUUAGCAUAAUUUUUCAAGAUCCGAGUUAAAAAUACGACAGAUCUCAUUAUACAAGUGUUAUUCACCUUGAAUUACAAAAUGAAUGGCCAGAUCUGAUUCUUUUUAGUAUAAUUUUUCAAGAUCCGAGUUAAAAAUGAAGAUAGAUAUCAUUA
Molecule: messenger RNA, 2840 nt
Organism: Linum trigynum
Lineage: Eukaryota; Viridiplantae; Streptophyta; Magnoliopsida; Malpighiales; Linaceae
Source: the annotation of a GenBank genome assembly